Heterobilharzia americana is the source of this 1197-nucleotide messenger RNA. The record is from the annotation of a GenBank genome assembly. Lineage: Eukaryota; Metazoa; Platyhelminthes; Trematoda; Strigeidida; Schistosomatidae.
AUGAGAGGUAUCAAGGGUCUGGUCACAGAGACGUCUGUACUGGAUAUCAAUGAAGGUAUUCGUUUCCGUGGCCUUUCAAUUCCUGACUGCCAGAAACAACUCCCCAAAGCUGCCGGCGGACAAGAACCGCUGCCUGAGGGAAUUUUCUUCCUUUUGCUCACGGGAAAAGUACCAACUAAAGCCCAAGUUGAUGACAUAUCCAAAGAAUUUGCUAGCCGAGCUGAUUUGCCUUCCCAUGUCCUAAACAUGCUAGACAAUUUCCCGUCAUCACUCCAUCCCAUGAGUCAGCUAGUGGCAGCGUGCGCAGCCUUAAAUUCAGAGUCAAAGUUCGCACGGGCAUAUUCUCAAGGAAUCAAGAAAAGUGUGUACUGGGAGUAUGUUUACGAAGAUUCUAUGGAUUUAAUUGCUAAGCUUCCAACCGUUGCUGCAAUUAUCUACCGCAAUUUAUAUCGUGACGGUACAUCUGUUACUGCAAUAGACUCAAAAACGGAUUGGUCCCAUAACUUUUGUCGUAUGUUGGGGUAUGAGGAUCCUGGCUUCACCGAAAUGAUGCGUCUCUACUUAACUUUCCACUGUGAUCAUGAAGGUGGCAAUGUCAGCGCGCAUACCUGCCAUUUAGUAGGCAGUGCACUUUCUGAUCCAUACCUUAGCUUCGCUGCAUCCAUGUGUGGCUUAGCUGGACCUUUACAUGGAUUGGCCAAUCAAGAAGUAUUAGUUUUCUUGAAUAAAAUGCAAGAAAAAGUCGGUAAGAAUCCAACAGAUGAGCAGGUCAAACAGUAUGUGAUGGACACAUUGAAUGCUGGUCAGGUCGUUCCUGGUUAUGGUCAUGCUGUCCUCCGAAGAACUGAUCCCAGGUUUACUUGUGCACAAGAGUUUUGUGAAAGACACUUCCCGAAUGAUCCACUCUACAAAUUGGUUGCUCAGUUGUAUAAAGUUGUGCCUCCAAUUUUGACAAGCCUUGGCAAAGUUCAAAAUCCUUGGCCUAACGUUGAUGCACAUAGUGGUGUUUUGCUUCAGCAUUACGGUCUCACGGAGAUGCAGUAUUACACCGUUCUAUUCGGCGUUUCUCGAGCACUAGGCGUAUUGGCAUCACUUAUUUGGGAUCGUGCAUUGGGUUUACCUAUUGAACGACCAAAGUCAUUAUCUACAGAUGCUUUGAUAAAAUUUGUAAAUGAUAAUGCACGCAAGCAAGCCUAA